GUCGCGUUUAUUCAGAGCAAUCCCCCUCCACCGGAUUUUUUUGUCCCACGAAGUGGUCAUUCGGGCAUUUCUAGUCCACAAGAACCCCUCUAGCGGUCAAUUAAUAGUUUACCUUUGCCUCGCCUUGCUUUGCUUCAGGUCAGGUAGAGCCUUGUCUGUUUUCCCCUCCCGCCGCCCUCUUGCUCGCGAGCAACUCCCCUCGUUAUCUCGAAUCCGACAAAGACUCCGUCCCGUAUCUACACAUAGAACAUGUCGGCCUCGCUACCAGGCGCGCGGGAGCUUCCCGCUUCCCAAUAUGACCUUGAAACAUACAUGGGACGGGUACGCCAUACAAUGGGCAUUACAGACCCUACGACCCUGUUCGCGGGCAAGACCGGACUCGAGGCGGCCAAGAAGCUGGUGACGGAUUACAAGACGGGAAAGAUCGAGCACAUGUCCCCAUCUUUGUGGCAUGCCAAGAAGGUUGUUGACUCUACGCUGCACCCUGGUAUAUAUGGCCCUGGCAGAGUGCAAUCGUGACACCAGCUGACGAGAUACUGUGCAACAGACACCGGCGAGCCCGUCUUCUUUCCCUUUCGAAUGUCCUGCUAUGUCCUGACCAACCUCGUCGUGACCGCCGGUAUGCUUCAACCUGGCAUGGGUACAGUCGGCAUUGUUGGAUGGCAAGUCUUCAACCAGUCCCUCAAUGUCGCAUUCAACACUGCCAAUGGCAACAAGUCCUCCCCCAUGUCGACCGAAGUCAUGAUCAAGUCAUACCUCUCCGCCGUGGGAGCUUCUUGCUCUGUCGCUCUUGGUCUUAACGCCAUUGUGCCUCGACUCAAAGUCACACCGUCCACCCGCCAAAUCCUCGGUCGAUUGAUUCCCUUCGCUGCCGUUGCUACAGCCGCUGGCCUCAACACCUAUCUCAUGCGCCGGGACGAGAUCGUCAAGGGCAUCGAUGUUCGACCUGUACUGUCGGAUGAUGACAAGCAGAAGCUCAUCGCCGAAGGCAAGUCGGAACGAGACGUACCCUCGCUGGGCAAGUCUCAAUCUGCUGCCAAACUCGCUGUGUAUCAAACCGCAGCCAGUCGAGUCUUCACAGCGUCUCCUAUCAUGGUUCUUCCUCCUAUGGUCUUGUACCAUAUCGAGAGUAGGCAAGCUUGGUACAAGAACCUUAUGCAAAAGGCGUGGGUGCGCUCACGGCCAGCACUCGUCAAGGGUAUUCCCCUGGGUAUCAACUUGAGCUUGAUUGCCCUCACCUCCUUCGCCGUCCUUCCUUUCGCUCUGGCUGUCUUCCCACAGCAACAAGAAGUGAGCGCUGAGUCACUCGAGCCUGAGUUCCAUGGCAAGGGAGGUAAGAAUGGCAAGGUUGUUUUCAACCGUGGCCUGUAAACAGCCUCUGUUGCAUAGCGCAGAAACCCCUUUAGCAUGAUGGUCGUGAGAACGAUUGCACAUGAUGCCCAAUCUCUCGUGACACCAUGCUGUCUGAACAACAGUAGAGAGGUUUCCCUGAGAUCUUGUUGAGAAUGCAAGUUGUCGCUGAUUAACAAACCAGAAUAGCCUCAAACUUGCACGAAAGAAUAAAAGGGUUAAACAGCUUGUCCCUUUGUUGGUUUGAAAAUACAAGAGACAACGAGAACCGUACAGGCGGCGUUUAUAGUGUAGAUAGAGAUUCUUUGCAACUUUGAGAGCGUGCUAGGUCUGAAAUGUUAUGCAGGAAACACAAGUAAAGGAGCUUCUCAGAGCCAAAAGUUGCUCGCUUUAGCCACUAGAGCUAGACUUGACUGUAUCAUUAGAUAUUAGAUGAAUGGAUUCAUACAACACCCAUUAUAAAGAGCGCAAUAUGUUGUAAACUAUACACUUCUUGACCUAG
Messenger RNA from Fusarium verticillioides 7600, 1852 nucleotides. RefSeq lists its product as hypothetical. Gene Ontology annotation, biological process: mitochondrial transmembrane transport; monoatomic ion transport. NCBI's taxonomy places the organism in Eukaryota, Fungi, Ascomycota, Sordariomycetes, Hypocreales, Nectriaceae. The record is from RefSeq and is a predicted model, not a curated record. The transcript is spliced from 2 exons. Gene Ontology annotation, cellular component: mitochondrial inner membrane. Bases 580 to 1371 code for a protein of 263 amino acids. Gene Ontology annotation, molecular function: monoatomic ion transmembrane transporter activity.